UGAAUGACCAGGAAGUCAGGAACCUAGCAGUGGGCAGUGAGGGAAUAGUAUACGCCUCAAAGAAGAGGGCUUUCUGCACCAGCAAGGUGGGAGGGGUCUGGAAGAAACAGAAGAACACGAAUUCCUGUCAUCGGGAGUAGGAAAUAACCCCAGGAAAGGGCACUCAUGCAAGCCCAGGAAGGGGGCUUCCUCCGCUUUGGAAGAGAAACGUGCAGUCCCUUAGCAGUGUCUGCAGAGGUGGGCAUGAGGAAGGCUGGCACCCCUGUUAGGGAUCUGCAAACACCGUCCGAAGUUGCAGGACCUCUGAGCAACCACCCCCGGAGGGAAAUGUCUGAUACUCACAGCAGACCUCUCCUGGCCGAGCCUCUUUCCAGCAGAUGCAAACUCUAUGAGUCAGAGUUUACCAACCCGAGCUGGCCCUCAAGCCCCCAGGAUACACACCCGGCACUGCCCCUCCUGGAGAUGCCCGAAGAGAAGGAUCUCCGGCCAUCCAAUGAAGACAGCCAUAUUGUGAAAAUGGAAAAACCCAGUGAACGGAGUAAAAGGAGAGAAAGCGGGGCAGCCCAUCAAGGCUCUGCCGGCGUGGGGGGCAUCAGCCUCCUCCAAGCAGUGGGCUAUCUCACGGGGGAGAUGAAGGAGUGCAGGAGCUGGCUGAAAGAUAAGCCUUUGACCAUCCAGUUCACGGACUGGGUCCUGAGGGGGGCUGCCCAGGUGAUGUUUGUCAACAACCCUCUCAGCGGGCUCAUCAUCUUCAUAGGACUCCUGAUCCAGAAUCCCUGGUGGACGAUUACUGGGGGCCUAGGGGCAGUGGUCUCAACCUUAACUGCCCUCGCCUUGAACCAGGACAGGUCUGCCAUCGCCUCCGGCCUCCACGGGUACAAUGGGUUGCUGGUAGGACUGCUCCUGGCCGUGUUCUCUGAGAAGUGGGACUAUUACUGGUGGCUUCUGUUUCCUGUGACCUUCACGGCCAUGACCUGCCCACUUCUUUCCAGUGCCUUGAAUUCCAUCUUCAGCAGGUGGGACCUCCCGGUCUUCACGCUGCCCUUCAACAUGGCGGUGACCCUGUACCUGGCAGCCACUGGCCACUACAACCUCUUCUUCCCCACGACGCUGGUGGAGCCCAUGUCUUCAGUGCCCAACAUCACCUGGACAGAGAUGGAGAUGCCCUUGCUGCUACAAGCCAUCCCCGUCGGAGUCGGCCAGGUGUAUGGCUGCGACAAUCCCUGGACGGGCGGCGUGUUCCUGGUGGCUCUGUUCAUCUCCUCGCCACUCAUCUGCCUGCACGCCGCCAUUGGCUCCAUCGUGGGGAUGCUGGCAGCCCUGACGGUGGCCACGCCCUUCAAGACGAUCUACAUGGGACUCUGGAGCUACAACUGUGUCCUGUCCUGCAUCGCCAUCGGGGGCAUGUUCUAUGCGCUCACCUGGCAGACCCACCUGCUGGCCCUCGUCUGUGCCCUGUUCUGUGCAUACAUGGGAGCAGCCCUCUCCAACAUCAUGUCGGUGGUUGGUGUGCCACCCGGCACCUGGGCCUUCUGCCUGUCCACCCUCACCUUCCUGCUCCUGACGACCAACAACCCGGCCAUCUAUAAGCUCCCACUCAGCAAAGUCACCUACCCGGAGGCCAACCGCAUCUACUACCUAAAAGCGAAGAGCAGUGAAGAGGAGAAGUCCCCCAGCGGUGGCGGUAGGGAGCAGCCAGCCACAGCAAGCCCCAAGGCCCAUGAGAGCUCGGAGGCCGGGCCCCCCAAGCCCAGGAGCGUGUUCCACAUUGAGUGGUCGUCCAUUCGGAGGAGGAGCAAAGUGUUUGGAAAAGGCGACCACCAGGAGAAACAAACCAAAGAUCCUUGUCCCUAUCAGUACCGGAAGCCCACGGUCGAGCUGCUGGAUCUGGACACCAUGGAGGACAGCGCUGAGAUAAAGGUGGAAGCGAACACGUCCAAGACCUCCUGGAUUCAGAGCCACGUGGCUGCCAGCGGGAAGAGGGUCAGCAGAGCCCUCAGUUACAUCACGGGGGAGAUGAAGGAGUGCGGCGAGGGGCUUAAAGACAAAUCCCCAGUGUUCCAGUUCCUCGACUGGGUCCUCCGGGGCACGUCCCAGGUGAUGUUUGUGAACAACCCCCUCAGCGGCAUCCUCAUCGUGCUCGGCCUCUUCAUCCAGAACCCCUGGUGGGCCAUCUCGGGCUGCUUGGGCACUGUUGUGUCUACUUUGACAGCCCUCAUUCUGAGCCAGGACAGGUCUGCCAUCAUGGCAGGACUCCAUGGCUACAACGGGGUGCUGGUGGGGCUGUUGAUGGCCGUGUUCUCAGACAAAGGCAACUAUUACUGGUGGCUUCUGCUCCCCGUCAUCGUGAUGUCCAUGUCGUGCCCCAUCCUCUCCAGUGCCCUGGGCACCGUCUUCAGUAAGUGGGACCUCCCGGUCUUCACGCUGCCCUUCAACAUCGCCGUGACCCUGUACCUGGCGGCCACCGGCCACUACAACCUCUUCUUCCCCACGAUGCUGCUGCAGCCUGCGUCCUCCACGCCCAACAUCACCUGGUCAGAGGUCCAAGUGCCCUUGCUUCUGAGAGCCAUCCCUGUAGGCAUCGGCCAGGUCUAUGGCUGCGACAACCCCUGGACCGGAGGCAUCUUCCUCAUAGCACUGUUCAUCUCGUCACCUCUCAUUUGCUUGCACGCUGCCAUCGGCUCCACCGUGGGCAUGUUAGCAGCCCUCACUAUAGCAACGCCCUUGGACUCCAUCUACUUCGGCCUGUGCGGCUUCAACAGCACGCUGGCCUGCAUCGCCAUCGGAGGCAUGUUCUACGUCCUGACCUGGCAGACCCAUGUCCUGGCCAUCGCCUGCGCACUGUUCGCGGCCUACCUGGGCGCUGCCCUCGCCAACGUGCUGUCUGUGUUUGGACUGCCGCCAUGCACCUGGCCCUUCUGCCUCUCCGCGCUCACCUUCCUGCUGCUGACGACCAACAACCCGGCCAUCUACAAGCUUCCGCUCAGCAAAGUCACCUACCCAGAGGCCAACCGCAUCUACUACCUAUCCCAGGAGAAAAACAGAAGAGCAUCAACCAUAACAAAGUACCAGGCCUAUGAUGUCUCCUAGGCUGCCUUUUCCAAAACGUGUCACUGUACAUUCAGCCUUCAGCAGGUUGUCCAGGUCCCCGAGCUGACGGCCAUGCAACCACCCCUUCUGUCUGUUCUGUGAUUUUUCCCCUCAAGCAAGCCUACACCCUAUUUGUUCCCCCACAUAGAGAUAUACGUGUAUAGCCACCAUUUAGGGACCGCUCAGUUCUAAGAUGUACAAUACUUAUCAAAGAUACGGUUAGUUUAGACUUCAUACCCAUAGCUCCCUCCAGAAGAGCUCCCUUUGAUGGGACUUGCCCUCUUCUGCAAAAUAAGUCACGUCCCUAAAGAGAACUCAUCAAGAAGGAGACAGAGAGGAGCAUGGGCCUCCAACUCAGGCAUGUCACGGAGCCAUGCAUGGUACCAGGGAACAUGCAUCAGCCUGGAAGGUGAUGGGAUGGUUCUGCCCCAACUCUGCCUCAGUGAGCUCCCACCAUCUUGAGUGAACACAUCCCUGCUCUCAGCCUUGACUUCCUAGUUUCAGGACAGGGAGGGACUGUAUCUCCCACCCCAGCAGUGUGGACUCUUCUCUCUCUCCCAUAAACUGACAAAACCAGCAUGACCAUCAAGUUAUUACUCUAAGUAAUAGAUGGAGGGCUUACCUGGAGAAGAGGCAAGAAAAUGUUCAUGUUCUGAGAUUUGUUCCUGAGUCACGAGAAGACUUGGUAUUAGGAAAUUAAAUUCACUGGAAAUGCCAACAUGCCUUCCUUUGCAUAGUAGAAAUGUUUCUGGAAAUGUCAUAAGAGGAAACCUGAUCUUUUUCAACAUUCAAAUCAUGUUUUAAACAAAUGUAUCUUCUUUUGUAGUAUUCACAGCAUUCCCGUAUUAAACGGUUAAGUUCGCAA
Mustela erminea (ermine) is the source of this 3955-nucleotide messenger RNA. RefSeq names its product solute carrier family 14 member 2 (gene SLC14A2). Lineage: Eukaryota; Metazoa; Chordata; Mammalia; Carnivora; Mustelidae. The record is from RefSeq and is a predicted model, not a curated record. The coding region runs from base 166 to 3090 and encodes 974 amino acids. Gene Ontology annotation, cellular component: membrane. Gene Ontology annotation, biological process: urea transmembrane transport. The transcript has 20 exons. Gene Ontology annotation, molecular function: urea transmembrane transporter activity.